CAAUAGCAGGGGAGCUCCAGAGCUGGCUGCAGCUUCACGCUCCAUUUGUCCUCCAUUCUCCCUUUAAGUAUUCCUGUAAUAUUAAUAAUCAUGAAUAACAACUAUGACGAGGUGGUGUAGAGAGGCAGAGGGAAGGGGUUUGAGAACAGUUUGAGUCUUGCCUUGGGUUGAAGAGGAUUGCAACAAGAGCUCUGGAAACAAAACAACAACAACAACAAAAAACAUUUUCAUUCGUUUUGGGGCAAUUGUUAAUGGAUAGUCCAGGAAAUACCUCAAGAUUUGUUAUUUCUACCUUCGAGUCUCUCUCGAUUGCUUCAUAAUUUUAUUGGUUUUGCUGUGAAUAGACAUUCUUCCAGAUGUUAGUCCAUACGUAUUCAUCCAUGGACCGACAUGAUGGCGUCCCCAGCCACAGUUCCAGGCUGUCCCAGCUGGGCUCAGUGUCGCAGGGACCUUACUCCAGCGCUCCCCCGCUCUCCCAUACUCCAUCCUCGGAUUUCCAGCCACCUUACUUUCCUCCUCCUUAUCAGCCUCUCCCAUACCACCAGAGCCAGGAUCCUUAUUCCCACGUCAACGACCCCUACUCCCUGAACCCUCUGCAUCAACCGCAACAACACCCCUGGGGGCAGAGACAGCGGCAAGAAGUUGGAUCAGAAGCCGGGUCUUUGCUGCCCCAGCCCAGGGCUUCCUUGUCCCAGCUCUCUGGACUGGACCCUAGACGGGACUAUCCCUCAGUCAGGCGUCCAGACGUUCUUCUUCAUUCCGUACACCAUGGGCUUGAUUCCGGCAUGGGGGACAGCCUGUCCCUUCACGGCAUUGGGCAUGCUGGAAUGGAAGACAUCCAGACAGUUGAAGACGCCAAUAACAGUGGCAUGAGUCUAUUGGACCAGUCAGUGAUUAAGAAAGUUCCAGGUCCCAGUAAGAGCGUCACUUCUAUUAUGAUGAGCAAGGAUGGUCUAAUUGGGGGGAUGGGAGUCAACACCAAUGAAGUGUUUUGUUCUGUACCUGGUCGCCUGUCCCUUCUUAGUUCGACUUCCAAAUACAAAGUGACCGUGGGCGAGGUUCAGAGACGACUCUCCCCGCCAGAAUGUUUGAAUGCAUCUUUAUUGGGCGGAGUUCUCAGGAGAGCAAAAUCGAAAAACGGUGGGAGAUCAUUGAGAGAAAAGCUAGAAAAAAUCGGUUUGAAUUUACCCGCAGGCAGGCGCAAAGCUGCAAAUGUCACGCUACUAACCUCACUAGUCGAAGGGGAAGCGGUGCAUUUAGCCAGGGAUUUUGGCUACAUGUGUGAAACUGAAUUUCCAGCUAAAGCUGUAUCGGAGUACUUAAAUAGACAACACACAGACCCCAAUGAGCUGCAUUCACGGAAAAACAUGAUCAUGGCAACAAAGCAACUUUGUAAGGAAUUUACAGACCUCCUGGCUCAGGACAGGACACCCUUGGGCAACAGCAGACCAAGCCCCAUCUUGGAACCAGGCAUCCAAAGCUGUUUAUCUCAUUUUAGCCUCAUCACUCAUGGCUUUGGGUCUCCCGCCAUCUGUGCUGCCCUCACCGCCCUCCAAAACUACCUGACAGAGGCCCUGAAAGGACUGGACAAGAUGUUUUUAAAUAACAACACCCCAAACAGGCACACUUCAGGGGAGGGACCUGGCUCCAAGUCUGGAGAUAAAGAAGAUAAACACAGGAAAUAAAAAAAUAAAAAAAUCCAAAUCAUUUAUAUUCUAGCUUUAAAAUAUUGCAAAUACUUGGAAAAGGAACAAUUUCAAGGAGGAAGAAAAAAGGAAGAAGAAAAAAGGAAGAAGAAACAGGCGCACAAGAGAACGACACCGUGGGUCAACAUCGGUAGCAAAGGAUUUCUUUUUCACCGUACAUUUUUAGAAACAGACGUUUAGCUGAUGAGUCAAACACUCCACAUUGUGACUUUGCCAAUAUAAAAAUAUCUAUUCUUUUGUAUUCCUGGGAUUCAAUUUGCCCAUUCUUCUUGCGGUUUUGGUUUUACACAGUUCUAAGGAUUUUUUUUCCCCUGACCUUUGACAUGUGCCAAGUUCCUAAUGUAUCAUAUUGUUUUUUCCCUCGAACCAUAUAACCUAUGGAUAUCUCACCUGUUCAAGACUAUAUUUUCUUUGAAUUUGUGGGACAGAUUUUUGUGUAACACUGUCCAUUGCCACGUAAUGAUUUUUCACCUUUUUCUAGAAUCAAUUGCCUUUGGAUAAACAAGGGUACAUUGAAUUCAGGUAUCAGUAUGGUGCUGAAUGUAUGGGUGUGUUUUCAUGAAAUCCACAUUGUACUAGUGAUAUCAUGACAUUGUAUCUGAUACUUAACCUACAGUACACUUGGCUUAAAAUGUUCUAAACUGAGAUACCCAUAAAUUGUUCCUGAGUAUUAAAAUUUUGGGAUGAGACAGCACUUGAUUAAAACAGAUUUGUAAAGUAAAUGAAGUGUAUACUUUAUGAUAUCGAAGAAAAUGUACCAUGACAGACUGACACAUUGCACAUGUACUGUAAUACCAAUAUUUAAUAUUUAACGUGAACGUACUUUAAUUCAUCGUCGAUUGACUACACUGUGGCACUUUUUAUUUUCAUUUUAAUGAUAGCAUGGAAAAAGGAAAAUCGUGCGACUUUCCUUUAUUGGUGAUAACAUCUUUAGAAUAGGUCACAGCCUGAUAUUAGUUGAUAUGGUUCCCUAAAAUAAUUCUGUGGAUAACUGAUAAUUAAAUGCUCCACACAUUUUGGCAUACUUGUGUAUAGUGUUUGGGGUUAAGAGACCGUCCAUGAAUAGAUUACAUUCCAAUAUCAUCUAUAUCAACAGCCAUAUUCACGAAAGCAUAUAUUAUAAUACUGAAAAAGUGUAAUAAUAAUAAUAAUAAUAAUAAUAAUAAUAAUUCCCUGUCUGGUUUCAAUAGAAUGCAUGCAUACGAAAAGUUACAAUAUAGGCCUAGUAGAUAUCUUGAUUUAUCACAGACCAUUAAACAAUAUAAAUUAUAUGUUAUAUUCAUCAUGUCUCCCCAAAAUGUCCACCUAUUAGAUGUAAACCAAGUACAUUUGUUUAUCCUUUUGUCAACAAAGUGUUAUUAACUACAGUAUUUAAAAUCGCAUAAUAAUUCAAAAACACUGAAGUUCUGUUUGAGUCAUUCCAACGUACCCUUAGUUAAGGUCAUUUAUAAUUACGGCUUACAGAAAACCCCUAAAUGGCUCAAACUGCGACACAAUGGGAGUUUGGAUCGACUCCAAACACAAGGUUCAAGGUGUAGAUUGGUUUUUGGAGCCCUGGCAGAUAAACUGAUAAACAUCUCGUGCUACCAUACAUUUUUAAACUGACAUUUUCAGUUAUGCGUUAUGGUCAUUCUUGUCUAUGCAUGUUAAAUUGCUUUUUAAAAGCUGGCACUUACCUACCCUUUUCUGCACCCAAGUAUAUAAUUAAAAGAUUAGGUAAAUUAAACCCGUCAUUAUUUUGGAAUCAAGUCAAAACAAAACUUCAGCUGGAAUCCCCUCUCACUGCACAUAGGUGUAUGGUUGGGUUGGCGAACUUCAUUUCUUCUGAAAAAAUAAUUUAUGUAGGGCUUACUAUCCAUAUAACCAAAUAAAUUAUACAUAAGAAUAAUCUUCACUCUUCCUCCAAACAUAAUUAUACAGAUGAACUAUAAUCAAUUUAAGUAUCAUAAGAUUAGUGCUGUGUUUGUUCUGACAGAAACUGAUGGCAAUCAUCCUUUCAAAUGUUUCACCGAAUCCAUAUAGCCUUGGUUAGUGGAUGGGGGUUUCAGCAGGAAAUAUAAAUACACUGAAUUGCUUAUGGAGAACCAGGGCUAUAGUUUCCAAAUAGAAUUUAUAUAGCCUUGUAUGAAAUAUUGACAAACAAGUCUUUAACGUCUCAUAAACAAGGUGUAAUGUGUUAUGUGCAAUUUAGUUUAAAAGAUAAAGGUAUCUGUCAAAAUUAGGGUAACCUAAUCUGUUUGUGCCAAAGUCCCAUUGUUUGCCAAUGCUGAAUUUCUAGAUUAUUAAUAUUAUUAUUAUUAUUAUUAUUAUUAUUAUUAUUAUUAUUAUUAUUAUUAUUAUUAUUAUUAUUAAAUGAAUCCCUGACAUGUUGAAAGAUAAUGUUUUACCAACUUGUUGUUUGUGAGUAGAAUUUACUCUUAUCUGGUCAUGCACUUUUCUCCAAGGCUCCAUUUUUUUUACAAUACACAGUGCCCAUUGGAAAGUUUAUACCUGGAAACGUACAGACAUAGUUAUCAGUAAUCACCUUUUGUACUCACAUUGCCCUUCCAUAAACGCAAAAAUAUAUUUGAUAUGUUUCUAUCUGAUUUGUUUACAUAUUUUGGAAUGCAAUGUAAUAUUAUUUAAACAACUGUAAAUGUUACACAUGUUUUUGUUAAAUUACUAAACCCUUCACAAUAUGCCAGAAUAUAUUCCUUAAAGAAUAUAUUGAUCAAUUUCUUGACCUACGGUGAUAUUCAAUAUUUGUUUAUUCCGAUCUACAGUGGGAGUAAUUUUAAGGAGGGGAGGGGGGUGUUAGUGUUCAUGUCUGUAUAUAUUUAUUUAUGCUUAAUUUAAUGGGAAUUUGUAAAUAUGGUGAGCAAGUAGUUUGGGUUAUUUAUCUGUGAUUAUACUUCUGUGAGUGGGUGAAAAAGCUUGACUUUAGAUAGCAUCUUAUAUGAUUUUGUUUUUCUGUUCUAUAGACCAUUUGUUAUGGUGAUGGGUAGAAAUUGGUUCUUGUCCAGUGAUGAUCUCAUUUAUAUAAACAAUAAACUUUGUGUUUUGUUGUA
Molecule: messenger RNA, 4753 nt
Organism: Acipenser ruthenus (sterlet)
Lineage: Eukaryota; Metazoa; Chordata; Actinopteri; Acipenseriformes; Acipenseridae
Product: transcription factor AP-2-beta-like
Exons: 7
Coding region: 357-1685 (442 amino acids)
Biological process (GO): regulation of cell population proliferation; regulation of transcription by RNA polymerase II; anatomical structure development
Cellular component (GO): nucleus
Molecular function (GO): DNA-binding transcription factor activity, RNA polymerase II-specific; RNA polymerase II transcription regulatory region sequence-specific DNA binding
Source: RefSeq, a predicted model, not a curated record